AUGAACCGUCUGUGGUGCUCGCUCUCCCAAAUCCUCCGCCGUUGCAGAGCGCCGGCCGCCCCGCAGCGCCUGCUUCACUGGUGUUCUUCUUCUGUCCCCCGUGUCACGCCUGCUCUACUCCGUCACCCAGCGUCGACUGUGCUUCGUUGGCAGUUCUGUUGGUACCACGACCCUCGGAAGGUCGCUGCGGCGGCGGCGAUCAGCUUGAGCGCCGCGGUGAUGGCCACAUGCGACCGCGAGGUCGUGCCCUGCACCAACCGCUCCCACCUGGUCGUCCUAUCUCCCCAGAAGGAGCGCGACCUCGGCGAGUCCCUCUUCGCCGAGGAGAUGGCCAAGCACAGGCAUAAGACAGUCGACCCAUGCCAUUCGGACAGCGUCCGCGUCCGUCUUAUCGCCGAGAGAAUCAUCCACGCCGCCAACCGUGGCCUGGGAGUCUACGACAACCGCGACGCCCCCAUGCUCCGCGUCACUCGGAAAGGAAACAAGCCGUGGGCACCGCAGCCACACACGAGGCACCUCCAUGGGCUCAACGGCAGCUGGGAGCUGGUCCUGGCCAGGCAUGAUAACGCCACUGUAGGCUCCGCACCCGGUGGCAAGAUUAUAGUCUUCACCGGACUGCUGGACUGGUAUAAGACCGACGGUGAGAUCGCCUUCGCUCUUGCACAUGAGGUUGGGCACCUGAUUGCAAGGCACCAGGCGGUUAUCAUGAGUAGGCUGUGGUUACCCGCAAUCCUACGUCGGAGCUUCUUACAUCGUAGUAUGGAGAUAGAGGCAGAUCGCAUUGGAACCUUACUGCUUGGUGCUGCUGGUUUCCAUCCACGCAAUGCCCUUGCAUUCAUUGGGAAGGCAACCGAGAUUGUAGGAGAUCAUACUCUACGGAAAGAGAUCCUAGAAGCUGAUCAUCCUCACCCCAAGAGAAGAUUGUGGCAUUUAUCAGAUACCAAUACAUUGGAGGAAGCGCUGGAACUGUACAGAGAAGCUACUACCAUGGAUAAAGUAACUCAAAAAUAUUUCGUCAACCCUACCAUGUAA
Aegilops tauschii subsp. strangulata is the source of this 1032-nucleotide messenger RNA. RefSeq names its product mitochondrial metalloendopeptidase OMA1-like. Lineage: Eukaryota; Viridiplantae; Streptophyta; Magnoliopsida; Poales; Poaceae. Gene Ontology annotation, cellular component: membrane. Gene Ontology annotation, molecular function: metalloendopeptidase activity. The record is from RefSeq and is a predicted model, not a curated record.